Molecule: messenger RNA, 684 nt
Organism: Symbiodinium necroappetens
Lineage: Eukaryota; Dinophyceae; Suessiales; Symbiodiniaceae
Source: the annotation of a GenBank genome assembly
GAUCCAAACUGCUUCAACCUCCAAGGGGAUUCGGCUCUUCUACAAGCAGCACGACGUGGGCACUCGGGCGUGGUGGAAAUGCUGUGCCAAGCGAAGGCCGCCUUAGACACGGAAGAUAUGCAGGGCAAGAUGCCCCUCACUGUGGCUGCGCAGUGCAACCACCUGGAGGUUCUUCGCCUCUUGCUGGGCGCGCGGGCGAAUUCCAACUUGAAGGACCACGAGGGGAUGACCCCGCUGCAGUGGGCGACGCAACAUUGCCACCUGCAGGCCAUGCAGCUGCUGCUGGAUGGGGGCGCCGACAAAGAUCUGGCCAACGACAGGAGGGAAACUCCGUUGUGUGUGGCAGCCAGCUGUGGCCAUGCCGCGGCUGUGCGACUGCUUGUGGCGGCCAGUGCAUCCUUUGAUCUGACCGACGAGGAAGGCCACACCCCACUGCACACUGCGGCUGUGAACAAUCAACCGGAAGCUGCACGCGCACUGUUGGAGGCCAAUGCUUCGCCGGACUCCCCAACACAAAAUGGCGCCUCGCCACUGUACUUCGCGGCCAGGCGGGGUAGCCUGGAGGUCGCCAAGGCACUUGUCGAGUUCGGAGCAGCCAAGGACCAAACCACGCGUAUGGGGAUCACGCCACUUUUCGUGGCGGCCUACUUUGGCAGAUUCCACGUGGCCCAGUUCUUGGUACAG